Messenger RNA from Ectocarpus sp. CCAP 1310/34, 290 nucleotides. NCBI's taxonomy places the organism in Eukaryota, Phaeophyceae, Ectocarpales, Ectocarpaceae. The record is from the annotation of a GenBank genome assembly.
AUGGAGCAGCUAUACUGGAGGAUAGAAUUGUGGCACGUGCACAUGCAGCCUGCCUGUAGCCUGUCGCCCACAGAAUUUACCCUCAACUGGGAACCUCUUGUGGCCAGGAUGGGUAGUUCGAUGGAAGUGUCACAAGGUUCUUUGUAGGAUCGACUCCAAGAGGUGUUCUCAGGACUGACACACGUUGUGUCCAUUGGAAAAUGUCCAAGUCAGGAGAAAAGGUGUUCACCCAAGGAGAUUCGAACCAGUAUCCUGCCGCUGAAACCAUAUGCGAAGGUGUGCCGAUUCAG